AUGGAGAGGUCUGUCGAACAAGUCAAGGCUGGACUGCUCAAGGCGCAUCUAACGCUUGCGUGUUGCUUGCGUGGCUUCUACAAGAGUCAAGAGUUUCUCUUCACAGGAAGCAGGGUGCAUGAUCGCCAAGGCCAGCAACGUUUGCUGCGCGAUAGUUUUUGUAGGCCACGCGCAGAUGCGCUUGCAUUGUUUCGCGAGGGCACGAGCACGGCAGCGAGAAAGAAGUCUUUGAGGCGCUUAGAUUGCUACCGUCGUCAGCUGCAUCGCCCAAGUCUCUUUGCAAGGCGCUGGCAGUUGGAGUGGCACCCGGACAAAAAUGCCAACAAGGAGGGCUUGCCACGUGUCAGUUCAGGACAUUUGCACAGCCUGCGCUUUUGCAGGCUGCCAAGGAAGUCUUCCAGUUCCUUCCUCAAGUCGAAGAGCUGCUUCUUGGGCCCAGGCUGA
Molecule: messenger RNA, 444 nt
Organism: Symbiodinium natans
Lineage: Eukaryota; Dinophyceae; Suessiales; Symbiodiniaceae
Source: the annotation of a GenBank genome assembly